Messenger RNA from Trichosporon asahii var. asahii CBS 2479, 1905 nucleotides. RefSeq lists its product as uncharacterized. The transcript is spliced from 2 exons. Bases 1 to 1905 code for a protein of 634 amino acids. Gene Ontology annotation, molecular function: zinc ion binding; DNA-binding transcription factor activity, RNA polymerase II-specific. Gene Ontology annotation, biological process: regulation of DNA-templated transcription. The record is from RefSeq and is a predicted model, not a curated record. NCBI's taxonomy places the organism in Eukaryota, Fungi, Basidiomycota, Tremellomycetes, Trichosporonales, Trichosporonaceae.
AUGAGUCGGCCACCCUUCGCUCACCACAGGUCCUCCUUCGAUGGACCUGGUGCCCGGCCCAUCCUCGGUGAAGCUGGCCCCUCUGGUAGCCAACAUCACCCAGACGCUCGCCCCACCAGCAGAGGAGGCCGUGACAGGUAUGGAAGCCCUCAACGUUCAUAUGGACCCCCGCCGCAUCCACAAGACUCACAGGGCUACCCGCCCUAUCCGGGGCCUCCUCCGGUUCACCAUCCUGGGGCAGGACAGGCGUAUCGCUAUUCGCAGCCGCCGCCACCACUGGCUUCGUCGGUUCCCUCCAAGACAUCACCCCGCCGUCACAACUCGCCCGAUCGUCAACGUGUGUCGCCGCUCACUACUACCGCACCGGCUCCUUCCCCUCCCGUGAUCAAGCGAGUGGGGGGAAAGGCAAACGUGUCUAGUGCAUGUGGUCCAUGCAAGCGGGCGCACCUUGCCUGCGACGUCGCUCGGCCUUGCAAGCGCUGCGUGAACAUGAACAAGGAAGAUCAGUGCGAAGAUGUCCCGCACAAGAAGCGCGGAAGGCCCAAAGUGAACAAGCCACCGGUCACCGAACCAUACACCCGUUCGCGCCCCGGCGAGGAAGGAGGCUCGGCGACAGGUCGAAGAGGUGCUGCUCCAUAUGAUCCGGCGAGAUCGUAUUCCUCGUCCAUCAAUUCGCCGCCAUCACCUCUGGGUGACAGUGGCCGGCCGAGUUCUUCCCGGAUGAUACCUUCACCGCCGAGAACGGCUAUCGGUUCGAUGGUGCCUGUUGGUCAGGUGGAUGCCGCGCCUCCUCUAGCUGGACCUUAUCCGCCUGGACCAGCUUCUGCUCCUCCCACAGCUCAUGGGGUCCAGCCAAUUCCGGACCUAUUCACGAUCUUCUGCACGACCGACUUCAACAUCUUACGCAUCACGAACGCAUGUCACGCUUUGACCGGAUUUCACUCUCAAGAGUUUAUCAACUUAAACUUAAACCGUUGGGUCCACCCGGCCGACCAGCAUGUUCUCGACAGCGAACGGAUAAAUCUGCUCUCUGUAUCAUACCUCCAAAACUCUCUUCAGUCAACACGAGAGGUCACUCAAGCCAUCCGUUCUCAUAGUGAACGGGAGCUCUUAACCCCUGCAAUCGGCAUGACUGAACCUUACCCGCAAGUCAAUGUUCGACUUUUACGCGCCGACCAUGGCUAUAGCUACUACAACGUUCGACUCCACCUUGGAGGCGGUCUGGGAGGCUCGCUCUGGGAUCCGGAGCUGCAGGGCAACAUCUAUCUCGUUGUGUCUUGUCUUCUGAUUUCUGAUCGCGAUGCCCCUUCCGACCGUCCUCCUUCGCGACGGGCCGUGAUGGGUUUGCCACCAACGGCUAUAUCUGCAAUGCCUCCCCCGCCACCGCAUACGUUGCCUUCGUUCUCUUCGGUUGCUGCGUCGGCUGACAUUCUCCCCCCUAGAGACGCGAGAGAUAUGCGAGAUCCCAGAGACGUACGGGGUGACCCAAGGGAUCUUGCUCCACGCAUUGUAGACCGCCCGGACCCGCGCGAGCCACGAGACCCAAGAAGCUUGAGGAGCCAUCGCGAUUCUCGUGACACCCAUGACCCCCGUGAUCCCCGUGAUCCACACCGCGACUACCGACAUUCCCAACAUUACUACCCGCGUCAGCCGUGGCCUCCAGGACCUUCUAGGCGGACACCAUCCCCACCACCUGCAUACCCUUCACGCUAUUACCCUCCUGCUUAUUACCCUAGUUACGAACAAGUACGAAGAGAAGAUGAGUGGCGGCGUCGCUCAAGCGCCGCCCCUCCACCUCCGGGACCUGGGCCCGUACCGCCUGGAGGACAUCAUCCUCCCCCUCCGUCAGGUCCUCCUGGUCAUCCGGGUCCCCCGGGAGACUACCGCCGGACAUGGGAGCUAUGA